Messenger RNA from Pogoniulus pusillus (Red-fronted tinkerbird), 3382 nucleotides. It is a transcript of the gene HIC2, whose product is annotated as HIC ZBTB transcriptional repressor 2. Gene Ontology annotation, molecular function: protein binding; DNA-binding transcription factor activity, RNA polymerase II-specific. Gene Ontology annotation, cellular component: nucleus. The transcript is spliced from 3 exons. NCBI's taxonomy places the organism in Eukaryota, Metazoa, Chordata, Aves, Piciformes, Lybiidae. Gene Ontology annotation, biological process: regulation of transcription by RNA polymerase II. The record is from RefSeq and is a predicted model, not a curated record. Bases 342 to 2048 code for a protein of 568 amino acids.
AAGCUGAGAGAAAAGCCAUCAGUCUUUCAAACUGACAGGUGGUUCCUGAAAUAUUGCUGGAAGGGUUAAGAAGAAGCUAUGACAUUCGUAAUUCUCCUGGUAUUUACUGUAACAACUCUCUGAGCAAGUUCUCCUAGGAUGCAUCUGGCUGCCUGAGUGAGCGUCCCUGCUGGUUCUCCAUUCUGCAUCCGUGCAGCCACGUUCUAUUGAUGGCCUGUUGUGAUUUCAAUGGAACAUCAUGGGAUGUACCUGGCACGUCGGGCAGCACUGGAUGGAGGUGCCUUUAGCCCAGUGUACCUGGCAUGGUGGUAAGGUGAAGGUGAAAGGAAGAGAAGGUGGAGAUGGAACUGCCAAAUCAUGCCAAACAACUGCUACUGCAGCUGAACCAGCAACGAGCCAAAGGUUUCCUCUGUGACGUGAUCAUUGUGGUAGAAAAUGCCCUGUUCCGUGCCCACAAGAACAUCUUGGCAGCCAGCAGCAUGUACUUCAAAUCCCUUGUCCUGCAUGACAACCUGAUUAACUUGGACACGGACAUGGUGAACCCCACCGUGUUCCGGCAGAUCUUGGACUUUAUUUAUACUGGGAAGCUCUUAACGACUGACCAGCCCGGUGAACAGAACUUCAGUGCUCUCCUCACCGCAGCAAGCUACCUCCAACUGCACGACCUGGCAGCUCUCUGCAGAAAGAAGCUGAAGCGGAGCGGCAAGUCCUUCGGCAAGGCUGGCGGCCUUGGCAUGGGGAGAUCUGCCAGGAGUCAGAGACUUUCCACCGCUUCGGUCAUCCAAGCUCGCUAUUCAGGGUCAAAUGAGGGGUUGAAGGGCUCGCACUCAAAGGAGUUGUCAAAGGGAAAGCUCUCCGAUGAUGAGGUCUUCAUCAGCAGCUCCAACCAAGAGAACUGUCACUCCUUAACCAGGGGAGCCAGUAAGAAUGGUGGUGGGGGCGGCAGUGCAAAUGGGAGUACUGGUGACCAGGAGCUAGGCCUCGACCUGUCCAAAAAAAGCCCCUCGCUCCCCGCUGCAGCCUCCCACGAUGACACGCAGCACAGCGAAAGCCAGCACGGCUCUCCCCAAUCUGCCUCAGCCCCCGCAGCCAACAGUGCCUCAUCGUUCGACGAGUCCGGAGUCGGAGCCCCUCACAGCAUGGCGGACAGCAGUGACCCCAUGGAGAUGGACCUGAGUGAAGAGUGCCACCACGCCUUGAUGGAGAGCAGCCAGCGCAAGGGCCACCGGCACUCCUCUCGCAAGAAGGAGUGGAUCAAGAAGGACAACGCCUUUGACCGGCAGGAGAUCGGCAAAGACAGGGACGAUGAAGUGCUGCCCAACGGCAUCCUGCUGGGAUCCUUGUCCAAGUCCAUGGAGCGGAGCCUGGUGGGAGCCUUUGGCGCAGACCUGCCCUACGCGUGUAAGGAGGAGGUGGAAAACGGUAAGGAGAACAGCGAUGACAGCGGGCAGAGCGAGAGCGAGAGCGGCGGGCAUACCAGUGCCAACUACGUCUACCGGCAGGAGGGCUUUGAGCCGGUGGCCUACGGUGACAACCUGUAUGUCUGCAUCCCCUGCGGCAAAGGCUUCCCCAGCUCCGAGCAGCUCAACGCCCACGUGGAGACACACACCGAGGAAGACCUCUACAUCAAGGAGGAAGGCACCUACGGCGGCAAGGACGAAGCCGAGGAUUUGUCCAACCCCAACCAGUCCUACGCCGCGGAGUCGCGGCCCUUCAAGUGCUCGGUGUGCGAGAAGAGCUACAAGGAUCCGGCCACGCUGCGGCAGCACGAGAAGACUCACUGGCUGACGAGGCCCUUCCCUUGCAACAUCUGCGGCAAGAUGUUCACGCAGAGGGGCACCAUGACGCGGCACAUGCGCAGCCACCUGGGGCUGAAGCCCUUCGCCUGCGAGGAGUGCGGGAUGCGCUUCACCCGGCAGUACCGACUGACAGAGCAUAUGCGUGUCCACUCAGGAGAAAAACCUUACGAAUGUCAACUGUGUGGUGGGAAAUUCACCCAGCAGCGCAACCUGAUCAGCCACCUGCGAAUGCAUACCUCUCCCACAUAAGCCAAAGACUCCAGAAUGAGCUUCGAGCCCAUCCGCAGUGAUUUACCUUCCCGUAGACUUGCUGCUUACAGAAGAAAAAAACAAAGGAGAAACAAACAAAAGAAAACAAAAAGAACAGAAGGGGGCAGCUCCCCAUACUCUGUUCAGUCAUGGGAGGCCUAAACAAAUGUAGCUUUAACAUUUAAAAAAAAACAAAAAGAAGGUUGUUUGCUUUUUUUACCCCCUUUUUUUUUAAAAAAAAAAAAAAAAAAGCAAAAAGCAAAAAGCGAGGUCCACAGCCGAGCCUCUGCACUCAGUCCGGCUCUGCCUCCCAGGCGUGGCGAGCUGGCCAGAAACGCCGCUCCUCUUUGUGCACAUGGACUUCAUCGCCAUGGUGACUGUCUGGAGCAGGUAGGGGAGCCAUGGGGAGCUCGCAGCCUCUGCUGGCUCCCCUCCCCUGCUCAUUUCCAUUGUGUUCCUGGCACCCUGCUCACCUCAUUCCUAAAACCCACCCCCAGUGGCGGCAUUUCUUGCCACCAGAAGCAAGCGCGGUAGGCCGCCUCAGUAGCUGUGAAACAACAGCGUUGCAUUGGCAAGUGCAGAAGCUGUGUCUGUGGACCAUCUCACAGGGUUGGCAGCCCCUGCAGAUACUGUGGGAAAGCCAUAGAGUGGUGGAACUCAGCGCCCUCGCCUUGGGCUGGCGACGGUGGGGAGAGAGCAGCCUGCCUAGGUGUGCACCAGCCUGGGUCCCUCACUUAAAGCAGCGGCCCUGCCUCCCUCACCCUCCUCCUUUGGGCUUGAUCUUUCUCCUUGGCACAUGUACCGUCACACCACCUUCGCCCACCAGACAGCCAAACCUCUUUUGCCUUACCCAUGACUGAACAGGGGCUGGAUGCCCUGGGAAUUUCUUUCAGUGAGCAGGAGGUCGUCUUUACUUUCCUGGUAGUUUCGUAUGAAUAUUCUUUGCUUAGAGGUACUUGUUUUAUUCAACCCCAUUGUAACGUUUAUGUGAAUGUUUGAACUGGAAGGUCUGAGGUUAAUUCUAGGAUGGGUGGGUGGGGAGGGGUUUGCUGUAGGCUGGACUUGCUACAAGUUCCUUUAGGUACUUCUCUUUUUUUUUUUUUUUGUUGUUUUAAUUAUUUUUUUACCUUCUUUUUUUGUGUGUGUAUGUUCUUAGCUUUCCUCCCUCACUAAAGAGUGAGCCUGCCCGCGGGCAGGCUUGUUACCUUUGCUACCUCUUGAAUUCAUGAGAACAAUAAGAUGGUUAGUGGAAGAUUAGGCAUUUUUUUUUUCUCUUAUUGUAAGUAAUUAAAUGUAUAAAAGUAGAAGCUAAAUUAAAAGUCAAGGGAUUUUUA